CUCCUCGGUCUGCACGCAAUCGAUUGCGCGUCGCGUUACAACGUCGCGCGCGCACACGCACACGCCGCGCGUAUAUAUAUAUACAGUGAUAGUGUAUAAUAUUAUGAGAGCGCGCGGCGUGGUGCGCGUUAUGACGCGGGCGCGCGCGCUGGUUCGCUCGGCGGCCGAGCUGGGAGGCGGCCGUCGCCCGAGCCGCGUUCCGCGCGCGGCGCACGUUUUACAACUCUGCCUCGCCGUGCGUGUGCGCGUGUGUACGAUAUCGUAUAUAUGUAUAUAUAUACGCAUACACAUUGCGCUGCACACGUAUACGUUUGCGCGUUAUACGCGCGACGUCGACGCCUAGCGAUUCCCUCGACCGCACCGUAAUAUUAUUACGCGCGCGCGGCGCAUGUAACGGCGGCGGCGGAAAAUUUAUUAUUAUUAUUACAUUAUCGCAGUCACAGUCGCAGUCCGAGCGUCGCGCGUCAAAAACCGCGCACGUCCUCGCAGCAGUAGCGCAACCGCGUGCACGCGCAUCAUCAUAGCAUAUUUUUACGUGGCUUGUAUACGGACGUCGUUCAAGUCGCGGUCCGGUCUUGUGGUAUCAAUAAUCGUGUGGGUCUAGUAUUAUUAUCACCGCGACAUGAAAAAAUAAGCGUCCGUAUAGAUAGUCGCAUACGCGUAACAUGACAAUAUAUUAUUGAGCACCUGUAAAUAUUGUAAUAUCAUCAAUAUAAUAUUGUGUUUGGCAAUAACGUACACGCUUGAGGUACCGGCCAGUACACGAUAACAUAAUAUCGUCGUGAUAUUUACGCGCCCGACGCGGCCGCAAUAAUAUAAUAAAAUAAUUAAUUGUAGUCGCGCGCCGUCCGAGACGACCAGCGGCCGAACAUGAAGAAGACGGCGAGCAAAGCGCGCGACGAAAAACUGUUGGCCGCGGUCCGCGAUCGACCGGUGCUCUACGAUCAGUCAAUGCACGUGUUCAAGGACUACGGCGCCAAGAACGCCGCGUGGAAAGAGGUGGGCUCCGCCGUGGUCGGGUCUCAGGACAAACAGAACGUGGAACGGUUGAAAGUCCGGUGGAAAACGCUACGGGACGGUUUCGUGAGGCAUCUGAAGAAGAAAAAGACGAUGGAGAUGUACACCGCGGCGGCGGCCAUGCGCCCGUACAAGCUGGAGAAGCAAAUUGCGUUCCUGUUGCCGCACGUGUCCUUCCGCGACGAGGACGACAACGGAAGUAGCAACGGCGACGAGGACAACACCUCUUCGCUGCUGAUGGCCGCCGACAUCAAGCCCGCCAUAGAAUGCGAACCGUCGGCGUACGACCAACAGCAGACGGCCGCCGAAAUGCUCUACGAACAGUCCAACAUGGACAAGUCUUGCAGCGAACACGAAGCCCUGGACAGGUCCAUACAUUUCCUGUGCGACCAGCGGUACAAACAGGCGGCCGCCACUAAUUACAAAUUAGAAGACAUGGACUCGGUGGACGCAUUUUUCCAUGCCAUGGCACAAACAGUCAAACAGUUGAAACCCAUCACUGUGGCAAAGAUAAAGAGAGCAGUGUCAAUAAUUGUGUCAAAUGCAGAAAUCGAAGAAAUGGAGACUACUGUCGCGUGCGGAAAGUUUCCUAUGACAGUUCCUAUUACAAAUGAACCUAAAAAAUAGAAUUUUAAGCGCUACCUAUGAUAUGUUUGUACAAAAAGUUAAAUCAUUUAAUAAGAUUAUGUAUUGUACUAUUUAAGGAUAUUAAUGUUAAGCAAAUUUUAGUAAACAAUGUUCAAUGUUAAACUUAAUAAGUAUCACGACAAUGAGAAAUAAAAAGUUGUACACUAGUGGUGGGUGCUGAAUAUUUUUUCAUAACAGUGAGAAUAAGAACGACGUAUUCUGUAGUUCUGUAUAGACAAACUUAUGUGUAAUCGCUCACUACUUUUUUUUAAACUACUUAAUGUACAGUCAUAAAUUCAUGUUAUAUUAUAAACACAUACUUUGUUAUUGUUUUCAGUUCUGACAACUACUUCAUAGACCAUAGUGGCACAAAAUAUAUAUAGAACAUACAACACGAUUAAUCCACAUGAAAUAGUAAUAACAUAAUAUUUAUUUAACAGUUAACACAUGAAUGAUGAACAGAAUAAUUAGCAAGAAAUACAAACAUUAAUAUUAUGAUUUUAAAUUGUUAAAAAUCUAGUAAUAAUUUAUAAAUUGUUUAUAAUCUAACAAUAAUUCAAACAUUGGAUUAGUACAAAAAAAAAAAAUUAUCUUUACUGAAACAAAAUAUCAGUAUGUAUUAUCUAAAUUUUGAUCAAUGAUUGGUACAAUAAGUUAAUUAAGUAUUUUUUGUUACAAAUACUUAAUCGAGAAUUUCCAAAGAUGUAUACUGUUGUUAACUAAUAACUAUAUGAUAUAAGUUGUACAAAUAAAUGUAUAUGGUAUAUUAUAUUAUUUACUAUAAAAUAAAAA
Acyrthosiphon pisum (pea aphid) is the source of this 2436-nucleotide messenger RNA. RefSeq lists its product as uncharacterized. Gene Ontology annotation, cellular component: nucleus; transcription regulator complex. The record is from RefSeq and is a predicted model, not a curated record. Gene Ontology annotation, biological process: regulation of transcription by RNA polymerase II. The transcript has 3 exons. Bases 871 to 1644 code for a protein of 257 amino acids. NCBI's taxonomy places the organism in Eukaryota, Metazoa, Arthropoda, Insecta, Hemiptera, Aphididae.